GAGCGAUGUUUAUUACAUGUUUCAUUUCUGUUUUCCGCUGCUUACUCACGCAGAUACACAGAAGCGACUGUGACUUACGGACGGCUCGCUCAGUGAACGCAUUCGCAAUCGAAACUCGAAAGUCAUGUACCAUCUCAAUUUGUUGUGAGUAAAGGAAAUAAUCAGACUUAUUAUACUUUCUCGUUCGUGCCUCUAUCGAUGGUCUAGUGCGAAAUUGAAAUUUGUGUGCCUUCGCAAAUAGCUACAGGUGAACGUUUCAACAAAGUAUCCUACAGUUUCAGUUCGUAUGCAGUGGACAAAGAAGUUCAGUGUUUUUGCACCGUAUACAAAUUGGCUUAGUGGUUGGUAUACUUUCCUCGGAGGCGACAUUGAGGAAAUAGUGCAACCACAUCCUCAAGGUUCAUGCGUUUCACGCUCACGCUAGAAUUACUGUGUAGCUGUGUGCAAGUUCUGAUACUUUACGUACGACCGAAAAAAUCAAUGCCCUGUUGGUAGAAUCGGUACAGUCAUUUGCUAUAAACAAGGAAGGAAAAUGUCGUUGCGAGCUAUACAGAAACGAGACAGAAACAAAUUAUCAUCUGCGCAACAAAAACAGAAUCUCUUUAUCAACAAAAGUCGAAGCUUCGUCGUCGAAGUAGCUCCAGCAGGCGCAGUUAGCAGCAAUAAUAACAGCAGUGGUGUUGGUGCUAACGCUGCUAUUAGUGGCCACGGUAACUAUCAUCAUCAGCAUCAGCAGCAAGAGCAUCAUCCGACCAGUAGAAAUGAUAAGUGGAGAAAUUCAAGUACCACCAGCAUAACAUCUUCCACGCCAACUGGAGGACUGCUGCUAGCUAACAAGAAACGCUCUACUUCCUGUCCGAGUUUGCAGAAACAUAUUCCGCGUCGUCCGACGCUUCGCUUCACCAAGUCGGAAUCCGAUCUGGAUGGUGCGUUGUGCCCGGGCGGAACGCGAACCUCGGCGGGUGUGAAUGCCUCGGCGACCGAUCCGUUCGACAGUUUCAGUGCCAACAAUCUAUACCUGGGUGCUAAGUCCGAGGUGUGUCUCAAAACAUUGGCAGUGAAAAGCACCAACCAGCCACAGGCACCCUUCCAGAGCAGGUGCUCAACUGCGGGGAACCGCCCUAGGAUGUACGAAAGCAGUCGUAGGCAAUCGGAAAACGGAACCGAACCGAGCCGGGGGGAGAAGUAUACCGGAAUCAUCAACAACAAUAACAAUGUCGCUCUGCGAAUUCCGAUUAUCGGCUACGAGGUGAUGGAGGAGAGAGCAAGAUUCACUAUCUUCAAACUUCGCAUCGAAAACAGCAUCUCACACACGUGCUGGCUUGUCCUGCGGCGAUACACGGACUUCGUCCGGUUGCACAUAACCCUGCGAACGAUGUUUCCACACUGUAACCUCGUGUUACCGAAGAAAAAAUGGUUCGGAAACAACUUCAACAGUGGCUUUAUCGACAACCGGAUACAAGGCCUGCAGAAGUUCAUCAACACCAUUCUGGACGAUGCUGGUAUGCGUACUUGUCCAGCAGUGCGAGAGUUCUUCUGUCUGGAUGAACCGCCAACUUACUCGGAGAGCAUGGAGGAAUCUCGGAUAAUUUUCGAAGCACAGGAAGAAACCAUAUCUCAUCUGAAGCAACAGCUCCAGACCAAAGACGAACUGAUUGCGGCCCUGCAGGCCAAGGUAGCUAGCGAAAUCAAUGGGAAUAAAGUGUUAGCCAAUGUUAUACGCAACAGCUUCGAAAAUUGUUCAAAGUGUGCAAAACAGCUGGACAAUCAUUUGAAAGAAUCUUCUUACAAAUAAGAUUGUGAACUGACCAGUAAAUGCACACAAACAUACGACAAUGAUAUUCGCAUAUCGCUUAGGUUAGGCAACUAGUAACCGACGCAAGCCUUAAAAAUGAACACUAAGCAACUAACAAUUAUUUAGGUAUUUUUUGUUGAUAUUGACAUAAUAGACCUACUCCGACAUGUAGUUAGAUAUUUGUGUAAUAAGGGCACUAAAUAAGUUAAUACUGUAGCCUCACACAACUUAAACAAAAAAAAAAUCACCAGAAAAAUAUAUUUUGAUAAUCUUUAA
This is a messenger RNA of Wyeomyia smithii (pitcher-plant mosquito), 2071 nucleotides long. RefSeq lists its product as uncharacterized. The record is from RefSeq and is a predicted model, not a curated record. Gene Ontology annotation, molecular function: phosphatidylinositol binding. Gene Ontology annotation, cellular component: early endosome; extrinsic component of endosome membrane; late endosome. Gene Ontology annotation, biological process: endosome to lysosome transport; protein targeting to lysosome; early endosome to late endosome transport. The transcript has 4 exons. Bases 533 to 1795 code for a protein of 420 amino acids. NCBI's taxonomy places the organism in Eukaryota, Metazoa, Arthropoda, Insecta, Diptera, Culicidae.